CCCCCCUGCUGUCGUCUCGCUGGCCCUCCCACCUGGGUGAUGUCACCAUGCGCACCCCCCCCCUCCAUCUCCCCAGGGGGCUGAGCACCGACAGCUAGUCUGAGGCGCGAUGGGGCGGCGAGCCGCCGAGCCCACCCAUCCUGUGCCAGUGCUGGGCCUCCCAUUGGCACCCGGGAGGGGCUGGAAUGCUGGGAGUGAGGUGAAAGGUCAGACAGGCCAGGUGUGUGCAGAGGAGCGUCAGCGGAGCCUCGCGCUGUCUCCACGGCGAUGGGGCUCCCUGACGUUCCCGGGGCUGUGCAGCGUGGCCGUGCAGACGUCGCCCGGCCUCCGGGGGCAGCUGCCCACCUCCAAGAGGGCGAGAUGCCCCAACACAGGAAGUGCAUCCCAGCCAGCCAGUCACAGUGCUCAAAGGAGAAAAGGGGGAGCUACCAGGGCCAGAGAGGGAGGAGUGACCUCGAGUGACUCAGGAAGAGGCGCUGCUUAUGAUGUCAAAGGCAGAGGGGUUUCCCGCAACCGGGGGGGCGGGGCUUUGAAUGACAUCAUUGAGCACGCAGACUACAUGGAGACAGUGGGAGGAGCCCACAGAAAUAGCAAUACCGCUGGAGUUUCUCAGCAACCGGAGGGAGGGGCUUCCGAGGAAGUGGGCGUGGCCUCGCGGGAGAAAGGGAGGCGGGGCUCCAGGUAUGCCAAUGGGAGUGUGGUUGCCCCAGAGACAGUGGGAGGGGUCUGUAGAGAUGGCAGUGACGAGGCUGUAGAGAAAGUGGGUGUGGCCAAUGCCAGCAAAGAGAACCAGACGGGGAAGCUGAGAACAGGGUGCAAUAAAAGUGGGCAUCACAGCGUCACAGUGUCGAGGAGCAAAGAGCCAGAGCUCCCCAAGAAAGAACCCUCCACUCACCCUGCAGACUGCCCCCCCAGACACCCCCCCGCUGUACCCCCCCGCUGCUGCACACAGUGUGGCAGACGAAAGUCUGUGGCUCCCCCCUGCCUGGCCACACACUGCCGGAGGAGGCGGAGCAGGGGGAAUCAGAGUGCCCCUUCAGUCCCUACAUGCAACGCAGACUGUCCCCCUAAAGACAUCCCCUCCAGGGAAUUGGGGACCUCCCCCCAAAGACAUCCUGUCCCCCCACCGCCAGCCCCCCAUCCCUCACCCUCCGGCUCCAGCCACAGAAUCCACAGUGCCAAAGGUUCCCAGGGCGACCCGCUCCGGGCCAGCUCUGCUCCCCCAAAGCCCACAAGCACAGGUUCCCCAGCCCCAGAUGCCCACCCUACCCAUGCCGGGCCUCCCCAGCCCCCCUCGCCCCUGCGGAACGGGGCCCCUGCGGGCCUGUCGGGGCGCCUGCUGCGAGUGGAGGAAAGCCUGCUGUCCAACCAGGAGAAGAUCCGAGUGCUGCUCAACGUCAUCCAGGACCUGGAGAGGAGCAAGGCCCUGAGCGAGGGACGCUGUUCAUACCGGACUGGCCAGGACCUCAAUAACUGCCCCACCUGCCAGAAAACAGCCUGUAUCAUUUACAGGUGAGACUGAUGCUCUGGCUCAUCGGCAGACUGAAAACACUGAGUGAUGCACUGAGAGACUGAGUCAUUUACAGACACACUCAGGGACUGACCGACACACUGCGCGACUGACCGACACAUUGAGCGACGCACCGGUGACUGACCAACAUACCAAGUGACUGAGUCACUCCUGGACACACUCAGUGACUGACUGACACACUGAGCGACACACUGCGCGACUGACCGACACAUUGAGCGACGCACCGGUGACUGACCAACAUACCAAGUGACUGAGUCACUCCUGGACACACUCAGUGACUGACUGACACACUGAGCGACACACUGCGCGACUGACCGACACACUGCGCGACGCACCGGUGACUGACCAACAUACCAAGUGACUGAGUCACUCCUGGACACACUCAGUGACUGACCAACACACUGAGUGACCGAGCGACGCAUCGAGCGACGCACCGGUGACUGACCAGCGCGCUACACUGUAUCUACACUGGAGGAGCGGGGCUCGAGGGUCUCGGGACAGUUUUCUGGUUGAUCUGCUGUGGGGAUGUUUGCUCUGUCUCUCCUGUCUCGGCCCGGCUGGUUUCAGACAGAGCAGAAGCAGAGUGUGGCUCACGAGUAUUUAGACUCGUCCUCGACACUCGGGACCCCCCGGACAACUGUACCUAGACCCCCCCAGGGCCCUGUCAGAGCGAGGUGGGACAGGGCUGCAGCACAGAGAGAGGAGGAGUGCAAACAGAGCCUCCAGAGCCUCCUACUGUCUGUCCUCCCCCACACAGAUCACAGCAGCACAGCUGAGGACCUGCUGGACAGCUGUUUGUGUCUCUCUCUGUCCCUCCUCUCCCUUCCCGUCCCUCUCUGUCAUCCCAUCUGUCCCUUCCU
This is a messenger RNA of Lepisosteus oculatus (spotted gar), 2391 nucleotides long. The record is from RefSeq and is a predicted model, not a curated record. Lineage: Eukaryota; Metazoa; Chordata; Actinopteri; Semionotiformes; Lepisosteidae.